UAUCAACCUGGAAACCCUGAAGUCAAACAUCUCAGGAUCAUGGUCUACGGAUCAGUCGGUGCUGGAAAGUCCAGCUUCAUCAGUUCUGUCAGCAGCAUUAUAAGAGGCAGGAUGGCCAUUCCAGCUACAGCCAGUGCAAUCACCAGUGAUGCUAGUUUCACCACAAAGUAUGAGACUCACAGAAUCCAGAAAGAAGUCAGAGGGAACUUCUACCCUUUUGUCUUCAGUGACACCAUGGGACUGGAGGGAAGUGGUGGAGUCAGAGUGGAAGACAUCAAACUGGCCUUGAAGGGACACGUGCCCGAGGGUUACACGUUCAAUCCUGUAGCUCCACUGUCAGACACUGGUCCUAGCUACAAGUAUUCACCCUCUCUGGAUGACAGAGUUCAUCUUCUGGUUUGUGUCUGUGAUGCUAACGCAUCAGAAAUUAAAGAGUCUGUUUUGCAGAAGAUGAGAGAAGUCAGAGAAGCAGCCCAUGACCUGGGAAUUCCCCAAAUAGCUAUUGUCACUAAAAUUGACGAAGCCUGUGAGGAAACUGAAAAGAGUCUGAAGAACGUCUACAGGAGCGGAUACCUGAAGCAAAUGGUGAUUAUCUGUCAUCUCAUUCUUGGUAUUCCACUGAACUACAUCCUUCCUGUGAAGAACUACACUUCAGAAAUCUCCCUGGAUGAUGAUGUUGACUCACUGAUCCUGAGCGCUCUGAGACUGAUUGACUUUGGAGACGACUUCAUUGACAAAAUGUAAAACUACAUUCUGAUCCUAAAGUAUGGAUAAUGGGUAGAUGUUGGCUAACUUAGUAUGGA
Molecule: messenger RNA, 803 nt
Organism: Scomber japonicus (chub mackerel)
Lineage: Eukaryota; Metazoa; Chordata; Actinopteri; Scombriformes; Scombridae
Product: interferon-induced protein 44-like
Exons: 5
Coding region: 40-744 (234 amino acids)
Source: RefSeq, a predicted model, not a curated record